UCCACUGCUGUCACCUCCACAGCUGUCACCCCCACAGAUGUCACCUCCACUUCUUCUACGUCCACUGAUGUCACGUCCACUGCUGUCACCUCUACUGGUGUGACUUCCACUGCUGCCACUCCAACAGAUGUCACCUCUACUGCUGUCACCUCCACUGAUGUCACCUCCACAGGCAGCACUUCUGGCGUCACCUCCACCGCUGUCACUUCCACACUUGAAACCUCCACAGCUGUCACCUCUACUGGUGUGACUUCCACUGCUGUCACCCCCACAGACGUCACCUCCUCUCCAGUCACCUCCACUGCUGUCACCUCUACAGGCAGCACUUCUGGUGUCACCUCCACUGCAGCCACCUCCACAGAUGUCACCCCAACUGGUAUUAGCUCCACUGCUGUCACUUCCACUGGCAUCACCCCCACAGAUGUCACCUCCACAUUUGAGACCUCCACUGCUGUCUCCUCUACUGGUGUCACCCCCACGGAUGUCACCUCCACUGCUGUCACCUCUACUGGGGCCACUUCCACUGGCAUCACUGCCACGGAUGUCACCUCCACAGAUGUCACCCCCACAGAUGUCACCUCCUCUCCGGUCACCUCCACUGGCAUCACCAGCACUGCUGUAACCUCCACUGCUGUCACGUCUUCUGCUGUCACCUCCACUGGAGCCACCGCCAGUGAUGUCACCUCCACUGAUGUCACCUCCACUUCUUCUACCUCCACUGGCAUCACCUCAACAGGCAUCACUUCUGGUGUCACCCCCACAGAUGUCACCUCCACUGCUGUCACCUCUACUGGGGCAACUUCCUCUGGCAUCACUGCCACAGAUGUCACCUCCACAGAUGCCACCUCCACUUCUGCUACCUCCACUGCUGUCACCUCCUCUGGUGUCACCUCCACAGAUGUCACCCCAACUGCCAGCACCUCCACUGGCUUCACUUCUGGUGUCACCUCCUCUGGUGUCACCUCCACUGGAGCCACCUCCACAGAUGUCACCUCCACUGCUGUCACCCCCACGGCUGUCACUUCCACUGGAGCCACCUCCUCUCCAGUCACCUCCACUGGCGUCACCAGCACUGCUGUAACCUCCACUGCUGUCACGUCUUCUGGUGUCACCUCCACUGGAGCCACCCCCACAGAUGCCACCUCCACACUUGAAACCUCCACUGCCGUCACCUCUACUGGUGUGACUUCCACUGCUGCCACUCCAACAGAUGUCACCUCCUCUCCAGUCACCUCCACUGGCGUCACCAGCACUGCUGUAACCUCCACAGAUGUCACCACUUCUGGCGUCACUCCCACUGCCACCACCUCCACUGCUGUCACCCCCACAGAUGUCACCUCCACUUCUUCUACGUCCACUGAUGUCACGUCCACUGCUGUCACCUCUACUGGUGUGACUUCCACUGCUGCCACUCCAACAGAUGUCACCUCUACUGCUGUCACCUCCACUGCUGUCACCUCCACAGGCAGCACUUCUGGUGUCACCUCCACUGCAGCCACCUCCACAGAUGUCACCUCAACUGGUAUUAGCUCCACUGCUGUCACUUCCACUGGCAUCACCCCCACAGAUGUCACCUCCACAUUUGAGACCUCCACUGCUGUCUCUUCCACUGGCAUCACCCCCACUGAUGUCACCUCCACUGCUGUCACCUCCACUGGAGCCACCGCCAGUGAUGUCACCUCCACUGAUGUCACCUCCUCUUCUGCUACCUCCACUGCUGUCACCUCCACAGGCAUCACUUCUGGUGUCACCCCCACAGAUGUCACCUCCACUGCUGUCACCUCUACUGGGGCCACUACCUCUGGCAUCACUGCCACAGAUGUCACCUCCACAGAUGCCACCUCCACUUCUGCUACCUCCACUGCUGUCACCUCCUCUGGUGUCACCUCCACAGAUGUCACCCCAACCGCCAGCACCUCCACUGGCAUCACUUCUGGUGUCACCUCCUCUGGUGUCACCUCCACUGGAGCCACCUCCACAGAUGUCACCUCCACUGCUGUCACCUCCAGCACUGUCUCAUCUUCAUCUUCCCCAACCACCGCCACGACCACCACCAUGACCACGACCACCACAACCACCACCACAACCACAACCACCACCACCCCCACCGUCACCACCCCUCCAGGUGAGCCUUACCCCAAUGUCACCCUCACCCCCGUGUCACCCCCACCCCAAUCUCACCCCCACCCCAUCAUCACCCCCGUCCCCAUGCUCACCCUCACCCCAUU
Messenger RNA from Phasianus colchicus (ring-necked pheasant), 2228 nucleotides. The record is from RefSeq and is a predicted model, not a curated record. NCBI's taxonomy places the organism in Eukaryota, Metazoa, Chordata, Aves, Galliformes, Phasianidae.